AUGACCAGAAAGGCAGUAAAAGGAAGCGUGAAAGCUGAUCUCCUAACAGAAAACCCAAUCAAAGAUUAUGAAGCCCUGGAUUUCAAAUUCCCAGAUGAGUAUGUUAAUGCAGUAAGCAGUGAUGAUAAGGAACCAAAUGACGUAUGGAAAAUGUAUUUUGAAGAAGCAGUCAAUUUGUCUGGUAAUGGGAUUGGGGCAGUUCUGGUAUCCCCUGACAAAAAGCAUUUCCCUAUAGCCGUCAAGCUGAGGUUCGAUUGCACCAAUAAUGUAGCAGAAUAUGAAGCCUGUGUGAGUGGCUUACAAGCCACCAUCGAAAUGAAGGUUAAGAAAUUAGAGGUGUAUGGGGAUUCAGCUCUAAUCAUUUAUCAAGUCAAAGGAGAAUGGCAGACUAAGGAUCCAAAAUUGAUCCCAUAUCAGAAAUAUCUUCUCAAGCUAACUGAGGAGUUUGAAGAAAUAUCUUUCACUCACCUCAAUCGUGACAAGAACCAAUUCGCCGAUGCCUUAGCCACUCUAACUGUAAUGACUCAGAUAGAAGAGGGACAGAUAACGCAGAUCUACAUCAAAACUACGGAAUACCCUCCUGAAGCAAGCAAAAAUGAAAGAAGAAUGAUCAGGAGGUUGGCACUAGGAUACUUCCCCAGUGGCGAAAUCUUGUACAAGAAAAGUUCCAAUGGUGAAUUGUUAAGAUGUGUGGAUGCAAAAGAAGCAAGGAGGAUUCUUUUUGAAACCCAUGAAGGGAAUUGCGCUACUCAUGCCAAUGGACAUAUGAUGGCCAAGCAAAUUUUGAAACAGAGUUAUUUCUGGACCUCUUUGGAAAAAGGCUGCAUUGAGUACUUCCGGAAGUAUCACAAAUGCCAAAUUUAUGCUGAUCCGAUAAAUGUCUCACCUCAUCAGCUUUGUAAUCUUGUCUCACCAUGGCCUUUUGCAAUGUGGGGCAUCAAUGUAAUCGGUCCAAUUAAUCCAAAAGCAUCCAAUGGACACAGGUUCGUUUUGGUGGCCAUUGAUUACUUUACCAAAUGGGUCGAAGCAACGUCAUAUGUUCAUAUCACGCAAAACAUGUUUCUGAAGUUUCUCAAGUAUAAUAUUAUCUGUCGAUGCGGUUUUCUUAGUGAGAUUAUCACUGACAAUGCUAAAAAUUAA
Molecule: messenger RNA, 1140 nt
Organism: Hevea brasiliensis (rubber tree)
Lineage: Eukaryota; Viridiplantae; Streptophyta; Magnoliopsida; Malpighiales; Euphorbiaceae
Exons: 2
Coding region: 1-1140 (379 amino acids)
Biological process (GO): DNA integration
Molecular function (GO): RNA-DNA hybrid ribonuclease activity; nucleic acid binding
Source: RefSeq, a predicted model, not a curated record